This is a messenger RNA of Sordaria macrospora k-hell, 1434 nucleotides long. RefSeq lists its product as uncharacterized. Gene Ontology annotation, biological process: unsaturated fatty acid biosynthetic process. Gene Ontology annotation, cellular component: endoplasmic reticulum membrane. The record is from RefSeq and is a predicted model, not a curated record. NCBI's taxonomy places the organism in Eukaryota, Fungi, Ascomycota, Sordariomycetes, Sordariales, Sordariaceae. Gene Ontology annotation, molecular function: iron ion binding; heme binding; stearoyl-CoA 9-desaturase activity.
AUGGCGUCGACUUCGGCCACGGAUGUCCCUCCUGAGGUUCAGGCUGUGAACGUCCCCGAUGGCACCACCGACUUCAUCCCUCUCAGAGGCAAGAAGUACGAUCUCAAGAAGCCUCACAUUACCGAGAUGCCCAUCACCUGGGGUAACUGGUACAAGCACGUCAACUGGCUGAACACCACCUUCAUCAUCUUCGUGCCCCUCGCCGGUCUCAUCUCCGCCUACUGGGUCACUCUCCAGACCAAGACCCUUAUCUUCUCCAUCGCCUACUACUACUUCGCCGGUCUCGGUAUCACUGCCGGUUACCACAGACUUUGGGCUCACACCUCUUACAAGGCCACCCUUCCCCUCAAGAUCUGGCUCGCCGCUGGUGGUGCUGCUGCCGUUGAGGGUUCCGCCCGCUGGUGGUCCAGGGAUCAUCGUGCUCACCACAGAUACACCGAUACCGACAAGGAUCCCUACUCGGUCCGCAAGGGUCUCCUCUACUCCCACAUCGGCUGGAUGGUCAUGAAGCAGAACCCCAAGAGAAUCGGCCGUACCGACAUCACUGAUCUCAACGAGGAUCCCGUCGUCGUCUUCCAGCACAAGCACUACAUCAAGUGCGUCAUCACCAUGGCUCUUAUUGUCCCUACCCUUAUUUGCGGUUUCGGCUGGGGUGACUUUGCUGGUGGCUUCAUCUACGGCGGUAUCCUCCGUAUCUUCUUUAUCCAGCAGGCUACCUUCUGCGUCAACUCUCUUGCCCACUGGCUCGGCGACCAGCCCUUUGACGACCGCAACUCACCGAGAGAUCACGUCAUCACUGCCCUCGUCACCCUUGGUGAGGGUUACCACAACUUCCACCACGAGUUCCCCAGCGAUUUCCGUAACGCUAUACAGUGGUGGCAGUAUGACCCCACCAAGUGGUGCAUCUGGGCCUGGAAGCAGCUCGGUCUCGCCUACGACCUCAAGAAGUUCCCCCACAACGAGAUUGAGAAGGGCCGUCUCCAGCAGCAGCAGAAGAAGCUCGACCAGAAGCGUGCCACCCUUGACUGGGGCAUUCCCCUCGAGAACCUCCCCGUUGUCAGCUGGGACGACUUCGUCCAGGAGUCCAAGAACGGCAAGGCCUGGAUCGCUGUCGCUGGUGUCAUCCACGAUGUCGGCAAGUUCAUUAAGGACCACCCCGGUGGCAAGGCUCUCAUCAACUCCGCUAUUGGCAAGGACGCUACCGCUAUCUUCAACGGUGGUGUCUACAACCACUCCAACGCUGCCCACAACCUUCUCUCUACCAUGCGCGUCGGUGUCAUCCGCGGCGGCUGCGAGGUUGAGAUCUGGAAGCGUGCUCAGGCCGAGAACAAGGACAUCGCCACUGUUACCGACUCUUCCGGCAAGAAGAUCGUUAGAGCUGGCCUUCAGCCUACUCGCGUUACUCCGCCAGUUACCACCGCUGAUGCGGCAUGA